GAAUGGAUACGCAACCACUCUUUGCACGAUAAAGCAAACAAAAUUCAAAACGAAGUUUUCAAACUGAACAUUGGCGUAUUGAUAUGUUGCUGAACGAAGUUCUUUGGCCCAGCUUGGGGAGUACAUAAGAAGCGAAUUUCAAAAUUUGUCAGUUGAAAGUUCAUUUUUGCUGUCCUUGGUCGCGGUCUUUCUCCUUGGUUCUGGGCUUUCUUCAAUAUCGUUUAAAAGUAUCUGAACACCAACCACAGCAUAAUGUCUGACGAGGAGCUUGACUCGGGGUCUGGUUCAGAGUCUGUUGAGGAGAGCAGUGGGCCCGAGGCGGCGGUGGCCACUGCUGGAGCCGCAGGAAAAGCCGCCAGGCCGCCCGCCAACCACCCCACCACUCUCGACAUGGUCGUAGAGGCUAUCGAGGCACUCGGCGACUCCAAGGGCGCGUCCGUGCAGGCCAUCAAGCAGUGGAUCCCCGCCCGCUACCCCACGGUGGACCCGGCCCGGCUCGGCUCUCUGGUCAAGAAGGCUCUAGCAAAGGGGCUGGAAACCGGCAGGCUUGUUCGUCCCAAGAAAUCAGAGGGACUUACCGGAGCUACAGGACGAUUCAAAGUGGGGAAACCACCCAAACCAGAGAAGAAACCAGCAAAAAAGAAGCCUGCAGCGAAGAAAGCCAAACCGAAGAAGGCGGUCGACUUCGAAAAUGGCGACGCGUCCUCGGAGUCAUCUCCAGAAGAAAACGGCGUGUACGAUUACCCGGAUGAAGAAAGUGAGGAAGGGGACUCGGACCCGCCGCCACCGCCCAAGAAAAAGGCCGUUGCUAAGGCAAAGAAACCUGCUACGAAAGCGAAGAAGUCUCCCAAGGAAAAGGCGCCGGCCAAGAAGACCAAGGCGGCAGCGGAGACCGAGGAAAAGGCGCCGGCCAAGAAGACCAAGACCGCAAAACCCCCCAAAGAACCGAAGGAAAACGGCACGUCCAAACCAAAAUCUAAGACGAAGGCAGCGGCGAAAAAAGAAGCAACGAAAGACGCAAAAAAGUCUCCCAAGAAAACGGCGGCCAAGCCCAGAGGAAGACCCAAGAAGGUAGCGGCAGAUUCAGACUAGCCGAUAGCCAUGACGUCAUACGAUAGACUUUAUGAAAUGACGUCACAUCUUCCACAUGCAUCGAUUCUUUGUAACUUUUAUAUAUAUCAAACGCGUGGCCGUUUUAACGAGUUUGUGAAUUUGAACUUCUCAACUGAACUUUUCCCUUUCUGGUCUUUACUUUCUUGUUAUAUAGUAUGUAAAGAGUGGUGAAUUUCGUGUAUAUUCAUGUAAGUGAAUUUGAAGCAUCUCGAGUGUCUACUUAUGUAUUAUUGUCAUAUUAAAUAAAUGAAGUUUUAAGUUAC
Molecule: messenger RNA, 1376 nt
Organism: Branchiostoma floridae (Florida lancelet)
Lineage: Eukaryota; Metazoa; Chordata; Leptocardii; Amphioxiformes; Branchiostomatidae
Product: sperm-specific protein PHI-2B/PHI-3-like
Exons: 4
Coding region: 253-1092 (279 amino acids)
Biological process (GO): nucleosome assembly
Cellular component (GO): nucleosome
Molecular function (GO): structural constituent of chromatin; DNA binding
Source: RefSeq, a predicted model, not a curated record